AUGCCCUUUUUUGUUCAAGACCACAUAGUGAAUUAAUUGGCGAUAGUUUUUUUGUCACACAUAAAAUUACCUCCACUCUAGAUGAUUGUUUUGAUUUGAUCUGCAGUGAUCGAACAAAAUUAAAUUGGUUGCGUUGCUGAACUCGAGGAGAUCCAUUCAUCUGCACUGCUAUCCGAACCAAAUGGUAACAAAUGAUUGUGAUGAGGAAAGCGAAGAUCUUCUUCGUGCUUCUAGGCUGCCACAACCUAUUCGGAGCGUACGGUGUGAACAGCGAUAUUAUUGAGAUGAAUUCGAUAUCGAGAAAUAAUGACGAAAAACAUGGACGUAAUUUAGUGAAUAUGAUGGUGCCUGGGGAUCGAGUGUCAUCGAUUGACAAAAGUAGUGCCAUCUGCACAGCAGAUUCUGGUGAUGGGCAAGAAGUUGAAAUUGUGAGAACGGUGGUAGACUACUAUUACGCGAUAGAGAGCACGGACAAAAUCACCACAAAAGAUUCUAUCGGACGGACAAUGAUUCGUUUGCUGGAAAAUAAGCUUUUUAGAUCUAUUAGACCAGCAGUGCUUUGGUGCUAUUUUGACGAACCCCAGAAUACAAGACGCAACCUACUCCGAGAUGUGGCCGACGCUUUUGAUAAGGGAGAUCAUUUACGGAAACUAACUCUCGAAGAAGCAAGAAGACGUUUGAGCAUUGUGAGUGUCUCAAAUAAUCCCGAUGAUGAAGAAACAACAAGUAAGUGGUUUGGAAUGCACAUGCGCGUGCGAAUUCAUAUAUUUAAAUUCUGAAUAUUGUCGCUAUUUCCUUUCAAAUAGGAAGGUCCCAUGUAUUAGCAUUGCGCAAUCCUCAUCAUUUACUUUUGUCGUACCGUACUUACGUUGUAAAUAGUUGAAUGUAAUUUUCCGACAAAUCAUACCGGGAACUGCACUGUGAUGCACGGAAAAGUGACGGGUAAGUUUCAGUUUUAGAGGAUCUGAAUGCAGUACAUUCUAGCCAAUUAUUUGUCCUGUAUCUCACCAGAAAAACGCUUUCAUUUUUUCAAAGUAAUGCAUCAUGCGACGAGUGACGUUAGCCUUGCAGUAGCGUCCAUUUUCGACUCUACACAAAAAGCGAUGGAUUAUAACGAAAUCUUUAUCCCCCUUGAUUUAGAUGAAAAUGCCGCCAACAUUACCAACAUUGAGUGGCUCGGGGAAACAGAAGAAGAAGCAAUCAAUGGUGGUCCCAUCAUAGUUUCUGAUGUCCCCAUUAUCAGUGAAGUCAAUAUCGACGAAAUAGAGCAGAAAGAAAAUAAGCAAUCUCUGCUCGCUUACGCCUUGACAAUUCCAGUUUUGCUACUUAUUGCCUUUGCACUGUUGGUUACAAAGAAAAAAACUAAGCGGAAGAUAAAAACAAGAGAACAAGUUCGGGCGAUCAGGAGUUUCGAUGACGUUCUGAUUGGCACUGGAGAUCCUCCAGGAAGUUUUCAUGAAGGAAUGUAUCACUACACAUGCCAAGGAGUUCGGUAUCUCUCUACAAAUUGUGCCGAUUGCAUCGAAACAAAACGAAAUGGUUUCUUCACCGCGCUUGAUCUUGAGACCAUCUCAGAAAAAUCCCUAGAAGAUGACGAAGAUUUUUCGACUCAUCGCAAAAAGCAUUUCGUUAACGCAUCUCAAUCUGCAUUGGGCAAGAAGCAUUCAUCGAUCGACGUCCAUGUAUGUAAUAGUGCGAGAUGUCCAAUUUGCACUUACAAACCACGCGAUGUUUGCUUCGUUUCAAGGUCAGAAAACUUUCUCGGAGCACUUCGUGAAGGGGAGUUGGAAGUGUGAUAUUUCCUAUUUUUAUAAACCACCACCUUAUUUGUGCAGAGCACUAAUAGCACAGGCCAGGAAAUUUAGCUGUUGACAACUGUACUGACUCAAAUCGGUUUCCGUACAUUCAUUAGAGUUGCCUUCACGCAUACGUCUAGAAUGAAUAAUGUAAUCAUUAUUGAAAAUUUAUCGUGGGGAAAAAUAUUGUGGAUAGCAAAGCCAUCAGCGCAGAGUUUGAUAGGUUGCAUUACGCAUGUAGCAUAAAUUGCAGUGUCUUCA
Pseudo-nitzschia multistriata is the source of this 2057-nucleotide messenger RNA. The record is from the annotation of a GenBank genome assembly. NCBI's taxonomy places the organism in Eukaryota, Bacillariophyta, Bacillariophyceae, Bacillariales, Bacillariaceae.